This is a messenger RNA of Belonocnema kinseyi, 844 nucleotides long. RefSeq lists its product as uncharacterized. Gene Ontology annotation, biological process: negative regulation of ribosome biogenesis; negative regulation of translation. The record is from RefSeq and is a predicted model, not a curated record. Gene Ontology annotation, cellular component: mitochondrion. Lineage: Eukaryota; Metazoa; Arthropoda; Insecta; Hymenoptera; Cynipidae. The coding region runs from base 13 to 783 and encodes 256 amino acids. Gene Ontology annotation, molecular function: ribosomal large subunit binding. The transcript is spliced from 3 exons.
ACACCUGAAAAAAUGUUGAGUCGCGUUUCAAAUUCGUUAUUUUGUGUCGGAAAAGGAUUAUUUAAAUCUUCCUAUACGUGUUCCUGUAGAAUAGUGCAAUAUGAAACAUUUUCCAAAAAGAGGUCAUUCUGCAGCAAGAGUAUUCGUGAAAAAUUAAGGGAUAAUGAAGCUGAAAAGGAGGAGUCGAAACAUAACCCUACUUACACCGUAAGUCAAAAAUACAAAGUGUUCAAAGACGAAGAUUCACCGGUUAUUUUUGACGUCGAUGAAGAAAGACAUAAAAUAAAUCUUGCUGAAUUAAAUAUCGAGGAAGAAGAGUUCGAUCCCUAUGCUGGUAUAAACCUAACACGUGGUAUAACUGGCGUAUACGAAAUCGAAGAUCUGAUUGAAGUCCUGAAAAAGGAUAAUGCCCAAGAUGUCUUCGUAGUUUCUGUACCACCGGAAUAUGCAUACGUAGACUACCUUGUCAUAGUGUCAGCAAAGUCAGCCAGGCAUAUGACCGCCCUGGCUACUUUCGUACGUAAAGUCUACAAAUUAAAAAGACAUCCUGGAGACGUAAUUCCCAAAAUUGAGGGAGAGAAUUCGAAAGAUUGGGUCGCUUUAGAUCUAGGAAAUAUCGCACUUCACAUAUUUUCUAAGAAAACCAGGCAAAUUUUUGAUUUGGAAAGUUUAUGGGCAGUCGGUGCAAAGUACGAUGACCACGUGAAUAGGCGAGAUCCACAAUCGGAAGUAUUCGAAAAAUAUGAUGCUUUCUUGAAAGGAUUACAACCAGCCGAUGGUUAAAUUGUAAAUAAGUUUUACUAGAUAAGUUAGAUUAAUGUGAAUAAAAUAUUUUGUAAGCAUA